This is a messenger RNA of Maudiozyma saulgeensis, 1608 nucleotides long. Lineage: Eukaryota; Fungi; Ascomycota; Saccharomycetes; Saccharomycetales; Saccharomycetaceae. The record is from the annotation of a GenBank genome assembly.
AUGGAUGACGAUAAUAAAUUUAAAAUUUCAAAAAAUUCAGGUCAUGGUACAACUCAUAAAAUUAGAGAUGCUUUAAAUUUUACAGAUUCAAAAAAAUGGAAAAAAUUUUCAAGUAGAAGAUUAGCUUUAAUUGAUCAUUUUGGUUUGAGUGAAAGAAAAGCAUCCGAACAAGAUGAUAAUAUUAAACAGAUUGCUCAAAUUUUAAGAAAUGAAUUUAAUUAUCCAUUAGAUUCUGCUUCAGAUUUUGAAAAAUUAGUUACUGCUGCUGUUCAAUCUGUUAGAAGAAAUAGAAAACGUUCAAAGAAGAAAACUUUAAGUAGAAUUACAAGUAAUUCAACUACUACUACUACUACUACUACUACUACUACUAGUAUUUCACCUUCACCAUCAUAUAGUUUAAUUUCUUCAAAAGAUAAUAUUAUUAAUAAACCAACUACACAAAAUAAAAUUGCUUCUUUAUUAAUUGGUAAUGGUUCAACAUUAUCAUCAUCUUCAUCAUCAUCAUCAUCAGAAUCUUCUUCAGAUAAUGAUGAAAAUAUUACAAAUUCUGCAUCUACGACAUUUUCUCCAAUGUUAUCUCCACCUCAAUUGAUUUCAAAGACAAAUUCAUCAGUUGGAACAACUUUCAUUUUACCAAAACAACAAUCUUUAAAUCGUAUUGGUUCUAAUUCUAAUGGGUUAGUUAAUUUACCUUUACCUUCUGUUACUAAUUCUUUAAGUAACAAAAAUAAUAAUGACAACAGCAACAAUAAUAAUACUAAUAUUCACGAGCCAAUCAAAUCUAUGUUAAGAGCCCUAAUAAAGAUUAAUUUAUCCGAUUGUAUAACAAAGGAUUUAAAUCAAUCAAGGAUUCCAAUAAAUUUGAAAAAAAAUUUACUAUCCAAUAUUCAACAAUCUACAUCAUUAUUAUCAACAAUUGAAUCAUAUGAUUUACAAAAUGCACAACAAUUUGCAAAUUUAGAAAAUUUAGGUCAAACGUCAAUCAAAGCUUCAAUAUCUCUUGUAAUUGAAAGAUAUUUUGCAAUGACUCUAAAAGAUUCUUUAUUAGGCAUGUUAAGAGUUAAAUCUUCUUCACAAGAUUAUAUUAAUAAAAUAACAGAAAAUUUAUUUAAUGAUAUUGUUAUUGAAAUCUUACAAUCAAUCGAUCCAAAUUUAUCAACAUCGUCAAUUCAACCAAUAUCAAAUAAAAUUAAAAUAUUUAAUUUAAUUAUUGGUUCUUUAGUUAAAGAUUUUGGCUUUGAUUCUGUUUUAUCACCAUUAAAUGAUAUUAUUCAAAUUUUAAUUAAAUUAGAAUAUCAAGAUUUACAAAAUAAUAGUAAUAAUAAUUUAAAUGGUCUUAAUAUGUUAAGUUCUGUAUCUCUUCAAGUUAAUGAUACGCAAACCUUAGAAUCUACACCUAUUACAAAAAUUCAAUCAAAUUCUUUGCAAUCAAAUGAAAAAUUACCAAGUGUAGCAUUAUUUGAUGAUAUUAUUAAGAGAAUUUCAACAAAGAAUGAUGGACCAAAGAUUAAUUCAAUCACACCAUUAAACAUAUUACCAAAGACUAAUUUAUCAAUGAAAAGUUCUUUUGAAAAUGGUAAUUUACCACAACCUAUCCAUCAAUUUUAA